Messenger RNA from Soboliphyme baturini, 270 nucleotides. NCBI's taxonomy places the organism in Eukaryota, Metazoa, Nematoda, Enoplea, Dioctophymatida, Soboliphymatidae. The record is from the annotation of a GenBank genome assembly.
AUGUCGGAUAGUUCAUCGUUGGACCUCAGCAACAUCUCGUCUAGCCAGCGCGAAGAUUUGAUGAACAAAGUCAAAGUCGAGCUCGCGGUUGCCAACAUACGCGAACUCUUACAGCAAUUGUCAAACAAGUGUAUCAAGGUGUGCAUCAAAAAGCCGGGGAAGUCGCUGGACAGUUCAGAGCAAAAAUGCCUAGCUCACUGUGUCGACCGCUACGUCGAUUCAUGGAAUCUGGUUGCCAGUGCAUAUCGCGACCGGCUGGAACAUUCGUGA